Molecule: messenger RNA, 6681 nt
Organism: Myotis brandtii (Brandt's bat)
Lineage: Eukaryota; Metazoa; Chordata; Mammalia; Chiroptera; Vespertilionidae
Gene: SLCO5A1
Product: solute carrier organic anion transporter family, member 5A1
Exons: 9
Coding region: 300-2846 (848 amino acids)
Biological process (GO): transmembrane transport; sodium-independent organic anion transport
Cellular component (GO): membrane
Molecular function (GO): protein binding
Source: RefSeq, a predicted model, not a curated record
AGGCUCCUUCUGCGAGCUGCCACCCCGAGGUGGACCCCGAGCAGAGCUCAGCGCAGGACCGCGAGGACCCCUGCCCCCUGGGGCGCGCGGCUGCGAAGCUUCGGGGUCGCAUCUGCGUUCAGGAUGCCCUGGGCACCUCCCUGCUGGUGAGGAUGUCCUGCCGCGCAGCUCUGUAUCCCCCAGCCCCUGUCCGUGGAGGGCACGACUGCGUGGGCCCGGCUUCGGGCCCUCCUGCCGGUGGAUGAAAAGCGCGGGAGUCCUUGAAUGCAAUCAGCGAUCGAAUCUAAAUUCUAAGAGCCAUGGACGCCAGCACUGGGCUGCAGCCCCAGGUGCGGGAGCAGCUGGAAGCCCCGGCCGCAGUAGGAGCUGUCCAACCGAAGUGCGAACCAGAGACCUUGAGGUCCAAGAGUUUACCCGUCCUGAACAGCACCUCCUGCCGGCCAGAUGUCAGCCCUGCGAGUGCAGGCGCCCAGCCUGGCGGUGCAGAUGCUUUGGGCCGCCAGGAGUUGAAACAAUGCCUGAGCCGGUUGGCGUCCAGCCCCUCUGCCCCGCCCACUUCGGCAGAGAUGGCGGGGCUCGUGGACUGCAACCACAGGGUGGACAUGGGCAAAGCCAUGUCGGUGUCGUCCACGUUGGCUACCCUUCAGGGGAGAAGGUGCCUCUAUGUGGUCCUCACUGAUUCGCGCUGCUUCCUGGUUUGCAUGUGCUUUCUGACCUUCAUCCAGUCGUUAAUGGUCUCUGGGUACCUGAGCAGCGUCAUCACCACCAUCGAAAGGCGCUACAGCCUGAAGAGUUCGGAGUCCGGGCUGCUGGUCAGCUGCUUCGACAUCGGGAGUCUGGUGGUGGUGGUGUUCGUCAGCUACUUUGGGGGCCGGGGUCGGCGGCCGCUGUGGCUGGCCGUGGGUGGCCUUCUCAUCGCCCUCGGGGCGGUGGUCUUCGCCUUACCUCACUUCAUCUCGCCUCCCUACCAGAUCCAAGAGUUGAACGCCUCGGCUUCCAACGAAGGCCUGUGUCAGAAUGGCAACUUCACGGGGACUGUGGAGCCUCGCGCCUGCCAGAAGGACUCGGGCGGGAAGAACCACUGGCUCUUUGUGGCUCUGUUCGUCUGUGCACAGAUCCUCAUUGGCAUGGGCUCCACACCUAUUUACACCCUGGGACCAACCUACUUAGAUGACAACGUCAAGAGGGAAAAUGCAUCCUUGUACCUAGCCAUCAUGUAUGUCAUGGGAGCUCUUGGUCCUGCAGUGGGAUACUUAUUAGGUGGACUUCUUAUUGGUUUUUAUGUUGAUCCCAGAAAUCCUGUUCAACUUGACCAGAAUGACCCUCGUUUCAUUGGAAACUGGUGGAGUGGAUUCCUCCUUUGUGCCGUUGCAAUGCUUCUUGUGAUAUUCCCAAUGUUUACUUUUCCAAAAAAGCUUCCGCCUCGACACAAGAAGAAAAAGAAAAAAUGUUCUGUUCCUGCUGUUAGCGAUGACGACAUUAUGAAGGAGAAAUCAAACAAUCAUGAGCACGUGGACAAAAAAGUUUCUCCUAUGGGAUUUGGAAAGAAUAUCAGAGACCUACCAAGAGCAGCUGUCAGGAUCUUAAGCAACAUGACAUUCCUUUUUGUGAGUUUGUCAUACACAGCUGAGAGUGCCAUUGUAACUGCUUUCAUUACCUUCAUUCCCAAGUUCAUCGAGUCACAGUUUGGUAUUCCGGCUUCCAAUGCCAGCAUCUACACUGGUGUUAUUAUUGUCCCUAGCGCUGGGGUUGGCAUUGUCCUGGGAGGCUACAUUAUAAAAAAAUUGAAACUUGGUGCAAGAGAAUCUGCAAAACUAGCAAUGAUCUGCAGUGGAGUGUCUUUACUGUGCUUUUCAACUCUGUUCAUUGUGGGAUGUGAAAGCAUUAACCUCGGAGGCAUAAACAUCCCUUACACAACAGGACCCUCUCUCACCAUGCCUCAUAGGAACCUGACUGGAAGCUGCAACGUUAACUGUGGUUGUAAGACACAUGAGUACGAGCCCGUCUGUGGAUCCGAUGGAAUUACGUACUUUAACCCCUGUCUGGCUGGCUGUGUUAACAGUGGUAAUCUUAGCACAGGGAUAAGGAAUUACACGGAAUGUGCCUGUGUCCAAAGCCGGCAAGUGAUCACCCCGCCCACCGUGGGGCAGCGCAGUCAGCUCCGGGUGGUUAUCGUCAAAACCUAUCUCAACGAGAACGGCUAUGCCCUGUCUGGGAAGUGCAAGCGGGCCUGUAACACCCUCUUCCCGUUCUUAGUUUUUCUUUUCAUAGUCACCUUCAUCACAGCAUGUGCCCAGCCAUCAGCCAUCAUAGUGACACUCAGGUCCGUAGAAGAUGAGGAGAGACCUUUUGCUCUGGGAAUGCAAUUUGUUUUAUUGCGAACGCUUGCAUACAUUCCCACUCCGAUUUAUUUUGGAGCAGUUAUUGACACCACCUGCAUGCUCUGGCAACAAGAAUGCGGAGUGCAAGGCUCUUGCUGGGAGUACAAUGUGACAUCGUUUCGCUUUGUCUAUUUUGGCUUGGCAGCCGGCCUCAAGUUCGUAGGCUUUAUCUUUAUUUUUCUGGCCUGGUACUCCAUCAAAUACAAGGAGGACGCGCUGCAGAGGCAGAGGUGGCGGGAGUUCCCCCUGGGCACUGUGAGUGAGCUGGUGGGCCACCCCGACGGUGCGGAGAAGUAUGCCCGGACUAGGUCCUGCCCGGCUUUCGGCACGCAGGGGGAAUUCCACGAAGAGACUCGUCUGCGAAAAGGGAUCCAAUGCACAGCACAGACCUACCCGGGACCCUUCCCAGAAGCAAUAAGUUCCUCCCCGGACCCGGGGCUGGAGGAGAGCCCUGUUGCCCUGUAGCCUCCCUCCUGACGCUUGAAAAUGGAAGACUUUAGUUUUUUGUGUUGGUUGAGUUGAAUAUUGGCGACUUGAGAAACACCCGUGCCUUCUUUUCUUUCUUCCCCUUUUUAAGCUCUAAAGACACAAUCCUCAAACGAACAAAACUCAGUCUACACAGCCACUGUGGAUUGAGGGCUGGAUACCUCAACCAGACUGAGAACCCUUCCCGCCUUCGCUCCAAGAAGGAGGAGCUUCGAAAGACUUGGUACCCUGUCCGCUAUGUUAGUUUCAUGCUCGUGUACCAAUAGGGUAUAAGGCCAAGGCCCAUGGUUAACCAAAUCACGGAAGUGUAAAGGCGGUGCAUCUCAUUAGCAUACACUCCACACAAAGGUGAGCUCGACCAUGGCCUUGCAUUUACAAAUCAACGGUUUUUUAGAUCUGAACACCUACUGUGAGUUCUGCUACAAAGCACAAAUGAACUUGCCUCAACUAUGCAAUUUGAUCGGGAAAAUGUAAGUGCAGCAUGUUACUUUUGCUUUCAGAGACUAAAGCAGAUACGGUUUUGAAAAGAGGAAGCUUGACUUUCCUUAAAGUACUGUUAAUAGCAUUUUAGGCCACAGCAGACUUAUAAAUCAGGUAGGAUUUUUCAAAUGCUUCAAAGGAACUAUAUGCAUUGGGUGAUAAAAGGAAAAGCUACUUCGUUUCAUGAAACACAUUCUCUUUUAGUCUGUGUGCCCCCAUCAUAAGGUAGUUAAGAAGGCUGCAAAAUCAUCGGAUAGUUUGAAUAUAAACUCCAAUAUUCCUUCAUCAGGGGCUUUAAAACUAGUGUGCUAAACAAUAUGGCUAGAAACCGUAAUUUGAGAUGCAUAAUAAGGAAAGAAACUCAUGGCUUUCUCAUCCAAAAAAAGAAAAAAAAAUUGCUGCAGAAAUUCUUUUACCUCUAAAGGACCCACAUAAGGAUAGCUAGAAAUUAUAAACUUGACACUCAAAAUAGUUGGAAAAGGAAUUUCAGAGAUGUAAGAUUGAAUGCCACCCGAUCAUUUUAGUUAUCUGCCUGGAAACACUAGCAAAUCUGUAUUCUUCUCUUUCUAUGUGCAGAAAAUUGCUAUGGUUGCUACUGAGAUUGAGUCAUUAAACCAGGAAAGCCAUACUUGCCUGUAUGGAAAUCACCUUGAAUACAGGAGGAGGGAGAUCUGGGAGCCGGACCUAGAAUAUGAUCCUAAGUAAUGAUUGACAAAUACAAAAUAAACUGGUCUUAUCCUACUGAACCCAGCUUUAUCAGGGUUACAAUCAUUUUACACCAACCUUUGACUCCUCCCUGCUGUGACCUCCCGGGAGUGAUCUCAGAGAGGACUUGUCUGUUCUUUUGGGUUCAUUACCCAUGAUCCUUCCCAGCACACCACUUCGACGUAGGUGCCACCCAGAAUGCCUCCUCCAUGGUUCUUCAGGCAGAUGCCUCCGACAGCACUAUGGACUGAUGGUAAGUGAACUCGUGGGAGCUGGCUGCUCAGAGAAAGAAUCCUGACAACUCAGAUUUAGGCGGGACUGCGAGGUCCAAAUACCAAUAUCACUGUUUUUGCCAAGGAGCCUGGGCUUACGUAGGGCUAAUCUGGGAAGUGGUUUCUUGGCUGGUUUACACUCUUCCUCAGAAGGAAUGUGAUUGACAGAACUGUCCCAUGAUUCAGACGUCUUGCCCUCCAUCGUUGGCCGCCCCAUGGGGUUGUGUGAAUAUUUUGGGCGCAGGGAUGUUUUCCUCUCUACCCUAAUGGCAUCCGUCAAAUGGUUCUCUUGGUUGCAUGCAGUUUGUAGAGAGGGUUAUCACUGUCGGACUGAAUAAUGCCUCCAAGGGGCAGAGCCAGUGCUCGGUGGCAAGGACUUCCCGUUGAGCAGUCUUAUGUGACUAAGUCUUAGAACCACUGUUGCCUGUAGAUACACUGGUGUCCGUCAAACUUUAGUCAACAUGGUGCAUAUUGAAGGUCUUUGGAAAAUAUUGCUGAUUAACCCAGUGUCUGCUCUGGGGCCUCAGGUUCCCCCUUACCGUCUACAGAAAAUCUUUGAGCCUUUGGAAGAGAAAGUUUCCUUUUGUGUUGGAGCUAAAGAUAGGUUGGGGAAAGAGAGGUAGUGUUUCCGUAAUUUCCCUCUGUUCAUUAAGAAACUGUACUGAGAAAAUAUUGGUGGGAUGACACUUUUUUGUAGCUAAGAGGAUAUGUCCCCCCACUGUUACAGUUUCUCUCUUCUUGGUUGGGUACUUUGAAAAGGAGCCGCUCUCAGAACUCCAGGAUAGGGAAUGAUGGAGUCGUCCAGUAUAAUUAGAGAGCUGCUCCUCCAUUCUCGACCUUGAACUGUUGUCCAGUUCAUCAAUUGAUGACUGGUGCAAGUUCUUUCUCUCGGGCACCAUUUGACCCAUUGCCAUUUGCCACUCUGUGAAGUCCUUUGGGUUUGAUUAGGCCAGAAUUCAAAGAAGUUAGCAUGAGUCGCACAUCACAAUGUUAAUAUUGUACUGCCUUAAGUCUCUGAUGCUGAUAAGUAGCAGGUGUAUCAUUAAUGUGUUGUUGGUGAGUGUAGAAUAAGUAGUAAAAAUCAUGGUGGAUUGAAGUCUUGGAAUAUGUACCAAGUAAAAGUUGUCCCCAAAAUGGUUUGGGCUCUGGUAGCAUCACUGAAAUAUUAUGUAGUCAACUAAAGUGAUUAUUUUAUAGACACCAUUUAAUUGUGUAUAUGAGGUUCUUAUAUGCUUGUUAAUAAAUUGUCUGUUACUUUGUAGUCCUAUUAUAAGUUUAAUUGCCACCCUCCAUGAGCUUAAGCUUAUAAUAACUUGCUUUGGAAAAAGGUCAUCUUAUUCCUUCAUAAACUCUAUAGAUUAAUCUAUUAUUUGGCUUUAAUAUGCAAAUAUAGUAUCCUUGACUGUCACCUAUUAAUUUAGAAAGCCCUAGGGGGUGGGUGGGGGUUGGAACACAUUGUUUGAAAUCCUGAUCCUUUAUCAGUGGCUUUAAUUCUUGAAAAACAGUCAAAAGUCAUUCAGAACCAAGGUGGGGGAAGAAAGGAGGAGCAGAGAGGACACAAAUUAGCAUUUGUUGAGUGUUGGUGUAUUUGCAGAGACUUAAUAUACAUCAUUCAUGUAAUCCUCUUAAUGACUUUGAAAGAUAGCUAUGUUCUGUUAUUGUUGUUGUUAUUAUUAAAACAGAUCAUGAAAACUGAGGCUCUGAGAGGUAAAGGGAGUGACCGGUUGAGGACAGUCGAGUGGGCAUUUGUGGAAACCCUCCCGUGUGCCCAGGAGGCGUGGGAGAGCCCAAGCCCAGGGUGGCAGCCAAUUCUACCUUGUGAUUUCGUGUGUCAGGGCUCAGCUGCAGGCUUCUCUCGCGGUGGCUCACUUCUUACACGACGUAAUGCAUAUCAGUUUUGGUUAACAGAGGUAAGUUGUGACUAGACGAGAGUGAGGUAAAUCAUUUUAGUUUUUGACAUGUUACUGUUUCUGAAGAGUAGAGAAGUUGUUAUUUCUUUGCAUAAACUAGAAAAAGGUCUGUGGGAAGCAUUAAAAUUUAAUGUUCCGAUCUGCAAGGUAAAUUUACAUUGAUUUAGCUAAGUGUUAUACUCAAUUUUUUUUGUCCUAACAUACCUCAAGUAUGUAUUUCUAGUAUUUAAUAUAGAACAAACCACUAUUGGUGGCAACGUUGUGUCUCAGUAGAGUUUCUGAAAUGAAACAUGAGGAAGGGAGGUUCAGACUGACGGAAUCUGAGCUUUGUGGAUUUCAGGUGUAUGUUUUUCCACCCCCUCUUUCAGGAUAUUAACAUUUCCAUUCGUUUUUAUUUUUUAUUUUUUGGUGAAAAUUGGUUUAAGUUCCCUAAUAAAAGAUUUAAAU